AUGGCAGUCCUCAAGGUCACCUACCAGUCCGAGGUGCGUCGGUGCCUCCUCGAGAGCACUACGCCCAGUUUCGAGGAGAUCACCAGCAACGUAAGCCGACUCUUCCCCGAAGCCAAGGACUGUACCACCCGGUACCUCGACGAGGAAGGGGACGCGUGCACGCUUUGUGAGGCCUCGCUCGGGGAUUUCUUGGCCCAGGCACGAGCCAAUGGUGUGGACAUGGCAGGCAGCACGGGCAAGGUGGUUCUCCGCCUCGAGCUCGUGAGCCUCCCAAAGCCCCUGCCUCUCCUCGCAAAGGCCGUGCCUCAUGUGCCUCUCCAGGAAGCCGCAGACACUGCCACGGCCCCCAAGGCACCACCAGCGCCAGAAGAUGGGGAGUCCAGUCAGGUGCCCUGGAACGCUCCCGACGCUGCCUGGGACCCGCAAUGCAAGGGCAAAGGAAACGGCAAGGGCAAGUGGGGCAAGUGGGGCAAAGGCGGCAGUGGCAAAUGCAGGUUUGGGUGGCAAGGCAAUUGGCAUGGCCACUGGCACGGCCACAGCCAUGGCGAACAGUCGCAGCAGCAUGAGGAGCACCCCUGGUGGAGCUGGCACGGCCGCCAUCAGUGGUUCCAGUCCGAGCCGGUGCACUCGCUGGCUGCUGCCCUUUCCCCGCAGGCGCCCGAGGCCCUGGGCCGUCCCCUCUGUGCGAGCAGGGUGCAUAAGAUGGUUGAGCUUCCAGAGGAGCUUUGGUCCUUCCUCGGCCGCAACAGCCUCCAGAAGGCUGAGCAGGACCUGGCACGCUUCCUUGCCGAGGUGUCGCCGGAAAAUGGCGGCCAGUUCUUGUUGUCCUUGGUGACUGAGCUGGAGGCCUUAGGCUUCGAUGAGAAGCUGAACUUCCUGGCCACGUUCUUCGAGUCCCAGCACGACCGGCUUCGCAACGGCCUGGGCAGGCUGGAGGAGAGGCUCCCCUUCUUGCCGGGCCUCUUGGUGCAUCAGGGGGUGGUCUGCGAUGGCUGUGGUGCAAACCCUCUGCUUGGCCCUCGCUUCAAGUGUGGCUCCUGCCCUGACUACGACCUGUGCGGGGCAUGCUAUGCCAGAAGGCUGGAGGUGCAUGGAGGUGAGUGUGCCGCACAUGAGUUUGACUGCAAGCUGUCAGAGGCGACGCACCCCUUGCACAUGAGGCUCAUGAAUCAUGCAUUCAAGUCCAAGCAUUGUGGGCCCUUGGCCUUUGUGCUGGGCCUCCUCGGGCAGGGUGGCCAGUGCCAGAAAUGGGGUAAAUGCAAGGGAAAGGGCAAGCGCGGGGUCGAAGAGGCAGGCCUGACCGACGACACCAGUGCCACCCGGGCGUGUGCCAGCUCAGGCUGCGGCUAUCGGGCCACGUGGCACCAGACCCACUGCUGCCAGACCUGUGCACGCCGCCCUGGCUCGCAUGGAGGUCACUGCGAUCGCUCCCACAACUUGACCGAGAAUCCCUCAGAGGAUGUCGAGCACAAGGCCGCUAAGUGCUGUGCCACAACGGGCUGCCAAUACCAGGCGACGAAGGGUGACUACUGCUGUGGGGCAUGUGCAAAGGGCAAGCGCUGUGGACAUGGCAGGCGCUGCGAGGGCAUCAUAUUCAAGAGUGGCAUGGUUGCAUCGGACAGCAGCGAGGAUUCCGAGAGCAAGGCCCUGGACGGCAAGCGCUGUGCGACACCGGGCUGCCAGUACCAGCCCACUUGGCAUGAAAAGUACUGUUGCAAGGUAUGCGCCAAGGGUCGUGGUGCCCAUGGUUCCGGUUGUGACAAGGUGAUUGCGUCAGAGAGUGGCAGCAGCGAAGAUGUCGAGCACAAGGCCGCUACGUGCUGUGCCACACCCGGCUGCCGAUACCAGGCGACGAAGGGUGAGUACUGCUGUGGGGCAUGUGCAAAGGGCAAGCGCUGUGGACAUGGCAAGCACUGCGAGGGCAUCAUAUUCAAGAGUGGCAUGGUUGCAUCGGACAGCAGCGAGGAUUCCGAGAGCAAGGCCCUGGACGGCAAGUCUUGCGCGACACCGGGUUGCCAGUACAAGCCCACUUGGCAUGACAAGUACUGUUGCAAGGUGUGCGCGAAGGGUCGUGGUGCGCAUGGUUCCCGCUGCGACAAGGUGAUUGUGUCAGAGAGCGGCAGCAGCGAAGAUGUCGAGCCCAAGGCCGCUAAGUGCUGUGCCACACCCGGCUGCCAAUACCAGGCGACGAAGGGUGAGUACUGCUGUGGGGCAUGUGCAAAGGGCAAGCGCUGUGGACAUGGCAAGCAUUGCGAGGGCAUCGUCUUUGUCAGCAAGGUGGAAGCAGCCCAGGGGAACAGCAGCGAGGAUUCCGCGGCUGUGAGCAAGCAGCCUGGGACACCGGAGGCGAAUGAGACAAAGGCGGCCGGCAAGCCUUGCGCAGCUGAAGGAUGCACGUACCAGGUGACCUGGCACGAGACGCAUUGCUGCCAUGCCUGCGCGGCCCACGGGCCCAAGGCCCACGGCCCGCAUUGUGAGAAAGUGCAGCAGUAG
Molecule: messenger RNA, 2493 nt
Organism: Symbiodinium natans
Lineage: Eukaryota; Dinophyceae; Suessiales; Symbiodiniaceae
Source: the annotation of a GenBank genome assembly